Actinia tenebrosa (Australian red waratah sea anemone) is the source of this 1621-nucleotide messenger RNA. RefSeq lists its product as uncharacterized. Gene Ontology annotation, biological process: regulation of transcription by RNA polymerase II; cell differentiation. Gene Ontology annotation, molecular function: RNA polymerase II cis-regulatory region sequence-specific DNA binding; DNA-binding transcription factor activity, RNA polymerase II-specific. Gene Ontology annotation, cellular component: nucleus. Lineage: Eukaryota; Metazoa; Cnidaria; Anthozoa; Actiniaria; Actiniidae. The record is from RefSeq and is a predicted model, not a curated record.
CGGUUUAGAAAAACGAAUUUUCUUAGUGGAAUCAAUCGAGCAGUUAAAAGGACACUAAACUGGCUUCCCAUCAAAAACACCUGUCAGGUAUCAGCCAAUCAAGGGAGCGCCCGUUCACAUAGCUAGUCCAUUAUUCGCUAUCGCUUGUUUCAAGCCUACUAUAUCAAUUAAUGUUUGUCAUGACAAUCCAUCAAUCACCGGUUUACGCUUGGUCGCCUUGAUGUCAGACACAUCAAAUCUAAAGUAAACUCGAGUUUAUUAGUGCUAACUUAUUGGGGGCCUUCAAAAACAUUCAGUUAUCGAUAGAUUGCCAGUCAGUGCAUGCGGUAAAGCUUAACUAUUGCUUAAGAAAACCACGACUCGGAUCAGAGUGUUCAGCUACCUUCAUAGAACAUGGAUCACCACCAUCCUUGUUACACUGUUCACCCCUACGUGGACUUGAAGCCUUUUGGGAUUUCAGCAUACCCUCCGUAUUCUACUGCMGCAGUUUCAGCAGCCAAGUCCCCUACAGCCCCCCUACGUGUUCCGGCCGUUAAACCAAGUAUUCCUCACUCGAUUGAUAGCAUACUAAGCCGAGCAGAGGAGAAAUCACCAUCACCAUCGCCAUCACCUUCACCUCCUGCAGUACGGAUACGACCUUUCUGUGUACCUGGUCGUAACUUCGAGUACGGGCCCUCGAUGCCAUUAUACUGGCCCGGCCUUGUCCAUCCAUCGUGGAGAGAGCGUUUUACAGCGUCUCCAAGUUGCAUGGAAACCGACCGUAAUGGCAAGCGUAAGCACACCCGACCAACGUUCAGCGGACAUCAGAUCUUUGCGCUUGAGAAAACAUUUGAACAAACAAAAUACCUCGCGGGUCCAGAGCGCGCGAGACUUGCUUACUCUCUCGGCAUGACAGAAAGCCAAGUGAAAGUGUGGUUCCAGAACAGAAGAACAAAAUGGCGAAAGAGGCACGCUGCAGAGAUGAACAUAAAGAAAAAGGGACAAGAAGCUGAACAUUCUCAUCAGGAAUCCGAGAAUGACGAAGAAGAAGAAGAAGAAGAUGAAAGAUCUAGAAAGACUCUCUCGCCUUGUCCCAAAGACCUCAAAACAAAGUAGAACACAAUUUCUACGAUUUCUAUACAAACAACGAUUCAACGAUUACCACCAAGACAUUGGUGAAGAACGUUGAGCCCUAGCUCAUCUUAAGGCCCAAAGCACCACUGAAAUUCGAAAAAUAAACUUUCAUUGUACGAUAAUUAUGGACGCUAAUUGAAAGCAAUACAAUUCAAUUAGUGCAGUCGCAUGGGAUCUACUCGCUACGACCACCUAUUUAAUUUUAGUUUUUAAAAAAAUCUAGAACUGCGCAACCUCUUUUUUCUCUCUCCUGUUGGACGUUCUCUUGUAUAUAAUAUUCUAUUGUAAAUAGUCGCUAUCCUCAAACGGCAAGUUUAAUAAUGUUAUUAUUUAUUAAGAUAGAAGUCAACUUCUUGCCAAAAAAAAGCAACAAACCUUCAACUCAUUUAUUUGUCAUAGUUUUCGGUUUCUGAACUGUCUAAGACUUUCAAGACUCAGCUUUAUUCACCACUUUAUUCGAUGUAUUUAACUAUAAAACACUUUGAAUCCUUUGAAAACCCUCGUAAAU